AUCCUCUUCUGCACGCUCAACACGCACAAAGUGGACAUGCAGAAGCUGCUGGGGGGACAGAUCGGACUCGAGGACUUCAUCUUCGCCCACGUCCGUGGUGAGACCAAGGAGGUGGAGGUGACCAAGACAGAGGAUGCACUUGGCCUCACCAUCACAGACAAUGGGGCUGGCUAUGCCUUCAUCAAGAGGAUCAAGGAGGGGAGCAUCAUCAACCGGCUGCAGACAGUGUGUGUGGGGGACAGCAUCGAGGCCAUCAACGACCACAGCAUCGUGGGCUGUCGGCACUACGAGGUGGCACGGAUGCU
This is a messenger RNA of Acanthisitta chloris (rifleman), 305 nucleotides long. Its product is annotated as PDZ domain-containing protein GIPC3. The record is from RefSeq and is a predicted model, not a curated record. NCBI's taxonomy places the organism in Eukaryota, Metazoa, Chordata, Aves, Passeriformes, Acanthisittidae. Gene Ontology annotation, molecular function: protein binding. The annotation marks the transcript as partial. The transcript has 2 exons.